AUGAUCUUCGUAUUCCAGCUGUUUUUUUUCUUAAAGAAUGGAUUAAGUUUUCGGCAUGUGAUCAUUCAGGAGAAAUUGAAGGAAAGAGAGCGAGCAUUGCGUAAACGGAAAGAAAGAGAAGAACAAGAAGUAGAGAGAGUGCGAUCUAAAGCUCGGAGGAAGGUGGCUGUUGAGUCUUAUCAAGCUUUACUUGUGGAAACUAUCAAGGAUCCUCAGGUUUGGACUAGUGGGAAGAAAAUUUGUUUUUGGAAAGAUAUUUGGAAGGGAGACUCUUCUUCUCAAUGGGGAUGAAACUUCGUUUUUUUUAGAAGUUUAAAUGGCCAGGAUUUUUUGGAGUUUUCAUCCCCCAUUAUCAUUGCUUGAGUCAAUUUCCUUGGAACUGCUGGUUUCCGGUAAGAUAUUUUGUAACUUGAUUUUUCAAAAUUCUUUUCUCACAAUUCAUUCAUCCAUUGGUAAUUGAUUAUCCAAUUUUUCCCGAUUUAUAACCUCCUUUGAUGAUUUGAAAGGCUAGAGUGCCUACUAAGGCAGGGCUUGUUUGGAUUGUGGCUCAUCAGAAGGUUAAUACUUGUAACUUGGGAGGAGGCCUUAUGCUUGCCUUUCUCCUAAAUGGUGUGUGAUGUGUAGGGCAUGUGGUGAGAGUAUUGGUCAUUUAUUUCUUCAUUUUUCCUAUAGUUGUGUUCUUAUGUCAUUCAGUGUUUAGGGAGGUGGGGUUAUUCUGUGGGAUUAUGUUUCUUUACUUGUGGAAUGCUUUGUAUUUUGAGAAAAUUUAAAGGGUUUUAACAUAAUACUACUUUGAUUGGGAAUGUCCAAGCUGCACAUCACUCUUUCUGUCUCUCUCUCUCACACACCCACCCACACCCACCACACAGACACCCCACACGCACACAUAACACACCUCACUCACACUCACACACACACACCACACAGAGACACCCUAUGCGCACACACCUCACACACUCUCCUUUUUUAGUGGCUUCAUUUAGGUUUUCAAAGUCGAUGGAAUCAUGAAGUUUGGAGCAGUUAUUUUGUUGUCUUCUGAUUCUCCUGAUGCGUAACUAUCUCUUCCCUCCCCACUUCCAAUGUGAGCGUGUGUGCUUGUACACUUUUCAUGCAGAUGUACAGUAGACAUUUAACUGAUUGAGCAUCCCUGCUUAAUUGUCUGUUUUUUCGGUGGCUCUCUGUCCUAGGGUGUGGCUGGUUUCACUUGUACCUCUAGUAAUUCACUGCAUUGUUUAUAAUUGUGUGCAUAGGCUUCUUGGGCGGAAUCAAAGUCUAAAUUGGAGAAGGAUCCUCAAGGACGUGCAGCCAAUCCUCAUUUAGAUCAAUCGGACUUAGAAAAGUUUUUCCGAGAACAUGUUAAGAUACUGCAUGA
Messenger RNA from Ilex paraguariensis (yerba mate), 1372 nucleotides. Lineage: Eukaryota; Viridiplantae; Streptophyta; Magnoliopsida; Aquifoliales; Aquifoliaceae. The record is from the annotation of a GenBank genome assembly.